AUGUAUGCAGUAAUCAUAUAAAUCAUAUUCUCAGCCCGUCAUUUAGAUGUAUACAGAGAAUCAAAAUAUGACAGAAAUAUAAGUGGAUUCUAUAACAGGAGUAAUGCAAAAUAUAGAAAUACUUAAAUCAUGGUGUCCAGAAACAAGCACACUAUUAGAAUUCACAAGGUUAAUAUCAUAAAAUUUGUAAUAUGAGAGAUUUCAAAAAAAAAAUGCUGUAUUUGAGAUAGGUACCUUUAUUACAUAUUCUAGGAGAUCAAGGAGACAAAUUCUAUAUAAUUCUCACAGGAAAAGUUGCGGUAUACAUUAAAAGAUAACCGCAAUAAAUUGAAACAGAAGAAUAAGAGAUCUAAACUAAAAUUGAAUAGUAUUUAGAUAAAAUGCAACUCAGUUCGAUUUCAGAAAUUGAACCUCCAUCAAGAUUCUCGUUUUAUGAAAAAUUAAUUAAAAAAUAAACAAAACCUCAUAAGCAAAUUGAAUCUGAAUUGCUCUUACUAAAUACAGGUAAUUUUGAUAUAUAUUUUACAAAUUACGGAAUUUGUAAAUUCUAAUAGAUCUCUUAACUACAUUCUGGACAAUACUUUGGCGAUAUGGCCUUAACUACUGAUAAGCCUAGAGCUGCCAGCAUUAUAACUAUUUCUGAUCUCUAAGUGCUCACUCUUAAUAAAUCUAAUUUCAAAGUAUACUCUCUAUUAUCAUUUAGAAAAUAUUUGAAAAAUAAAUCAAAUCUUCAUAAGAGAAGAUUGAAUAUUUUUUGAAAAUGUUUCCUACUAUGACUAAAUUUAAAAUCAGCAAAUUGAUUAUGUAUUUUUCAUCAUACAAAUAUUCACAAAAUUCAAGGAUUUGGAAAUAAAAUGAUAUUGUAGAUGCGUUCUUCUUACUUAAAGAAGGAGAAAUCUAGUUAUAAAAAAAAAUGAUUUUCAUCCUUUUCUGAA
Messenger RNA from Paramecium octaurelia, 935 nucleotides. The record is from the annotation of a GenBank genome assembly. NCBI's taxonomy places the organism in Eukaryota, Ciliophora, Oligohymenophorea, Peniculida, Parameciidae.